Messenger RNA from Trichoderma aggressivum f. europaeum, 1059 nucleotides. RefSeq lists its product as uncharacterized. The transcript has 2 exons. Bases 1 to 1059 code for a protein of 352 amino acids. The record is from RefSeq and is a predicted model, not a curated record. NCBI's taxonomy places the organism in Eukaryota, Fungi, Ascomycota, Sordariomycetes, Hypocreales, Hypocreaceae.
AUGGGUCAGCCUCCUAUUCCUCCCACUCCCAGCGAGGCCAAUAUCAGUGGUAAAACCGUCAUCAUCACCGGCGGCAAUGCUGGUCUGGGGUACGACGCUGCCAGACAAUACCUUACAUUGGGCGCCUCUCGCGUGAUUCUAGCGUGUCGCUCUAUUGCUCGAGGACAAGAUGCCGUAGCAUCUCUUCGUGGGGACCCUACCGUCAAAGCGUCCAAUCCCGACGCCUUGAUCGAAGCGUUUGAGCUCGACCUCGACGACUACCAGUCUGGACUUCGAUUUGCUAAGAAGGUGAAGGAUGAGGUCAAGGAACUCGAUAUUCUCUUGAACAAUGGUGGACAGGUAUUUUUAGGGUAUGAGAAAAGCAAGAGUAACCACGAGCGGAACAUGCAAGGUGAGAGAGAAAAAGGGGACAUGGCCCGACAGUUGGACGGAACUGAGAAAAUGCUGAUUUAUUUCCCUACGAUUGAAGUGAACUGCUACACACAUCUUCUAAUUUCUCUUGAGCUGUUCCCGCUCUUGCGAUCUACGGCCGCGGUUAGAGGACUGCCUUCACGCAUCACAUUUACGGGCUCUGCCACCCAGAUUAAGCAGAAUACUCUUUCCAAGAAGCCUAUAGCACCCGACAGCUCGGUCCUCGGCCAUUUUGACGAUGAAGCUAGUUUUAGCAAAUACUUUCGUUACGCCGAUACCAAGACUGUUGUCAAUGCUUAUGCUCGCCGCCUGGCUGCAUUGGCGCCCUCCGAAGUCAUCGUCAACAACCCCUGUCCUGGCCUUGUGCAAACGGGACUGGAUAAGAACCUUCCAUUUUACCUCAGGCUCCCAAUGGGACUCGUACGCAAGUCUAUGGCUCGUACGGUGGACGAGGGAGCGCGAACGCUGAUAUUUGCAAGCGUCGUUGCGGGACCUGAAACCAAUGGCAAAUUUUUGCAGCAUAACAAAGUCGAUCCAGGAGCUGCUUUUCUCAAUACUCCCGAGGGAGAAGAGUUUAUUGGCAAACUAUGGAGGGAGUCGGUGGCAGACAUUGCCGCCCUUGAUCCCGCACUUAGUGUCUAUGCGUAA